Camelina sativa (false flax) is the source of this 960-nucleotide messenger RNA. The record is from RefSeq and is a predicted model, not a curated record. Lineage: Eukaryota; Viridiplantae; Streptophyta; Magnoliopsida; Brassicales; Brassicaceae.
AACGUCUAGUGUUGGAGAGACAGUUGCAAGCAUGCCCAGUAUCGUUACGCCACCUCAGAAAUCUAAGUUAGCAGUUCCUGCAGUUGUCAUCCGUACUGCUGUAGAGUGUGAUGAGGCAGAGAAAUCUUCCCCUGUGGACAAGAACAACAAACCUAAACGCGCCGCAACACCGAAACCAGACCGGAAACCCAAAUCCACUGCCUCUAAACUGACUGCGUCACAAAAGGAAAAAGAGGCACUUGAACUUUGUGCUCCAGAAGAAAUUAUAGCUGAAUGUGGUGAGACUCUGAAGCAAGACAGGAAACUAAAACCCGCUUCUCCGAAAAACAAUAGCACAGCUUCAAUAGUUUCUGAUUCUAAUCUAGUAUCAUCUUCAAAAGCUAAGAAAUCAACUAGGAAGGAGGAUCAAUAUGAGAACAAGGCGGAAGAGAGUGCAACGGUUAGUACCCGAGAACUGAAAAUAGGAACAGAGAUGAUGGCCAAGGUGCAACAGGUUCGACCCCUUGGAUUGGUUCUUGAUUUAGGUGGUGGAAUCCGCGGUAUGUACAAAUUCGAGGAUAAUGAAGAAACAGAGUUUGAAGAGGGAGACACAUUGCAAGUAAAAUGUACAAGUUUUACAACAAAAGGAAUCCCUGAGAUGGUUUUGGUUGAUGAAGAGGAAGACUAGUGGGAUUGAAUCAAGAGAUGAUCUUUAGCUGAUUUUGGUGAGCAAGGUAGAUAGAUUCAUUGGCGUCACAAAGGAGUUUUCCUCGAGGGAAAACUAAUGCAAUCAGUAGCGAUAACCGGGUAGACCAAAGAGAAAUUCAACCCGACCGGUGAAUUUGGCGUGUUGUUUUGUUUCUCUUUUAUUGGGGGGUGUUUUAUGGAACCGAUGUGGCGGGUCUGUUUAGUGUAAUACUCUUAGUAACUGAUCGUAUUAAGAUUUUCGAAAGGUGCGUAACGUAAGUUUCAUCGCUUUUA